GCGUGAUUUAUUGUAGCCAACUCGACAUUUCUGUUCAACAUGUCUCCGUCACAGAUUCUUCUCUGUCAUUAGAAGCGUCUGGAUUUUUCGCGAAAACUACUGCGUUUUGUUAGCAACAAGCUAGCGGGCCGUUGUCAGCCAGGACCCAGAAAAGCAGCAUCAUCAUCAAUGGUGUGUCUACAUCCCGGAGCCGUCACAUUUUCCUGUGUCCGCUCAAUGAACCAUCUCCUCAGCUCUCAUCACAGCUGCACAUGUAUGGCGUUUGCGAGGCUUGGAGGGGAGUUUUGCCAAGCCCAGCACCUGCUGCUUAUUGUGGACAAGUGAACAGGAGACACCAGCCAGGCGCACACACUGCCAUUCACGCGCACAGGUCCUUACUGCCAUCCUGUUCAACCCAUAUGAAGACAAGCCAAUCUCCAGCCUGUCAGCUGUCCUGGGGAGUAGAGGAGGCUUCGGUUUUAUCCCAGGAGUUUCCUCACAGUUCUGCUCCUCUCGUACUUUUCCAUUCUUUUGCUCCGCUUCGUACAAGUCUUCUCUGAAUGGGCUAAUAGAUUUGAAAGAAAGGAAGGACAGAUCUUUAUCUGUCUUCAGUUUUUUUUUUCUUUUGGACUUUGGGUGCCGUGUGUCCAGUCUUUUUGAUCCCACUCUGCUAGAUUUUCAAGUUUUUAACCAAGCCAAUUUUAGUUUUUUGUUCAUUGCCAAGAAAAGUUUAGAUUUUUUUUCCUAUCUCCUCCCGAAGAAACUUGUGUCAUUUUUCUUUUUUAAUUCAGAGUAGGAAUUGUCACCAAAGGAGUAUUACAUUUUCCUAUAAAACACACAAAUGCAUUAUUUAGUGAAAUUAAUUCCAACGUGUUUUUUGUCUAUAUUUGGUCCUUGAGCAGUUUUUCUUUGAAUUAAAAGGUUUUUUUAAACAAUCAGAAAACCUUCACUUUAGUUCUUUUGAAGACUCAAAAGCACAGUACUUCCCUGAUCUUUUUUUCUUCAAACCUUUGUGGCUCUAAAAAUGAACCGACCGGCUCCAGUAGAAAUCUCUUAUGACUGUCUGAGAUUCCUCAUAACGCACAACCCCACCAAUGCACAACUGGGCAGAUUCAUAGAGGAUCUGAAGGCAUAUGGCGUAAACACCCUGGUGAGAGUGUGUGCUGCAACAUACGACAAGACGCCAGUGGAACAAGAAGGCAUACAAGUCCUGGAUUGGCCAUUUGAUGAUGGUUCCGCCCCCCCAGACCAGGUGGUUGAUGAUUGGCUGAACCUGCUACAGACGAAGUUUAGAGAUGAGCCUGGUAGCUGUGUGGCUGUGCACUGUGUUGCUGGACUAGGACGAGCUCCUGUGCUGGUGGCCUUGGCUCUAAUUGAGUGUGGGAUGGAAUAUGAAGAUGCUGUGCACUUCAUAAGACUGAAGCGUCGCGGAGCAUUCAACUCCAAGCAGCUACUUUACCUGGAAAACUACAAAGCUAAACUGUGUCUGCGCUCCAAAGAUGCCAACGGACAGAGCUGCUGUAUACAGUAGGAAUCCACAACCCCAUACAUCUUCACUGCAGCUUCACAGGAGACUUUCCUUCUUUGAUGUUCAUGGAGUUACCUUGUUUGAGUAAAAAUAUUUGGUAACAUUCUACCCUGUUAGAAUUAAUCAAAAACUUCAUGUAUUCCCAAAUAUUCAAGGACCUCACUUCAAAGGUUUAGAAAGUCUUCUGAAAACAUAACCUUCUUCUGCUUCUGGUUUUACUUAAAAAAGAACUAAAAAAUUGAAGGUAUUCUUGGUCUGUAAUCUUACCUUAAUUUGCAGUAAAAAUACUUAAAGGGAAACACAGAUAAACAGAAUUCAUUUCAACAGUCAGCAAAAUCACUGUGAAAUCAAAAGUCAUUCAUUCCAGACGUCACCCUCUCUAUUCACUGUUACAAGUGCAGCUACGAUAAAUGCUGCUGACGUUACCAGACGUGUUCUGAGUUACAACUUUGACAUCAGGAUCAGAGGUUAUAGAAAAUUCUGUGUCCGUAGGCAGUUAUGUUUGACAGUUGAUUGAUUAUUCUUGUAAUGUUAAACUGGUCUGCUGCUUGGUAUUUGUUCUACACCACAAUACUACAAAUGCUGUAUAAAUAGUUGGCAGUGUGUGCUUUCAGAGGCUUGCUGGAUUAUUGCACAUCAAUCCACACAGUGGUUCAGACUGCUGAACUUUUUCCAAUCUUUUCUUACCGACCACGUCAGCAUCCUGCAGCCUCAAUGUGGCACAGAUUAUAAAGCAAGUUAGAAAACGUACAAUAUUUAAGAGAUUUGCUUAAAGAAGAAUAAAAGUUUUAAAAUAAUUUUAAAAAUUGCUCUCUGUUUGAUGCAAAUGUGACGUAUGCUGUAAUAAACAACAAUAUGAUCUACCUACCUAUUAUAUGUCUCAAGUCAGAGUCAUAGGGGCACAGUCUCCUUCUCUAGAACAAACAUGUGUUGGCUGUAAAUGUUUGACACUGUCCGUCAUGAUGCCACAAAGUCAAGAGGGCCAACAUGUUAAAAGGUGGUGAAUGUAUUCAUAAGUGAACACUUAAAGGUUUUGGUAGAUUGUCCUGUUAGCUGUCAGGAGUAAAGAACACAAAUAUAAUCAUCAGUAUGUCGCUAGUACUCAUUGGCCCCAGUGCUCUAUAGCUACGCUUAGUGUGUGAUGGAGUAUGUGAUAUUACUCUUCCUGAUAACAAUUUAGCAUAGAUUAUAUAUUGGGUGGUAAUUGUGCGAACAAUCCAGAGUGUACUGUUGAAUGAUAGUGGGCUCCAUGCAAACACAUGGACACCUACUGUUUAGGAUGGUAAAGAAGCAGCUAGCAUUUAAUAAAGUAGUAAGAGUGAGAUAUUAGUUAAACAAAAUUGUAGAUUUUGUUGCCCCGGCCAAAUUUACUAAUGGGACAAUCUCCUGAAUACUUUCUGUAUUCCUAUUACAACCCCCUUGGAACAGGACUGUGGAGCCAACAUGGCUGCUACUGAAACCUUACUGGCUGUAGCUCUUGUCUAUCUCCAGCUCUGUACUGACCUAUAAACUGUAUAAAAGAAGUGGACGUAGCCACCGUGACAUCACACAUUGGUAUGUGGACUGCCGUUAUGAGGCCUUGAGAUAGAGUGCUAUCAUGCCUGGUUAGCUAGGUGCAUCCGUAAAUUACAUUUACUGUAAUUGGGUUGCUAAUUUUGGCUAGCGAUAAACAGGCUUAACAGCGGACUGCUUCCAAUAUAUUUUUGUACAACCUAAAGCUGAACAGUUUUUGACAACCAAAACAUGGACAACACCAAAAAACAAGUUUGCGCCUAUUUAAAUGUACAGUGCCAGGGAUUUGCAUUGCUACGUCUGAUUUGCAGGUUGCCCAGGUAGAGAAUUGUCAAUCACAGGGUAGCCACGCCCUACAGCAUACUCUGUUUAUUGUCUAUUUUACCCUAAAUGGGACUAGAAUUACAAAAUGAACAUCAACUAGUGAUUGAGACUGUAAACUUAUUAGGAAACUGUUUACUGAAGUAAUAAAUCAAGUGAGAAGUUGGAUCAUUUUCUCAUCGAAUCGUCCAGAAUCUUUUUGAGACCAGUGGAGUCGCCCCCUGCUGGCCAUUAGAGAGAAUGCAGGUUUAAGACGCUUUCGUAUUAGCUUCACUUUUCAGCCCCAGAGGCUUCGUCCACUUCUUUUAUACAGCCUAUGUACCUCCCUAGCUGUCUGGUCAGCUAAUAUGUUCGUAAGAUGCUGUUGGUCCUUGUGAUGUUAUUUUUUUUUCUAUAGGUUUUAUUUUCUUUCCUUGUACCUUUUAUCUAUUUGUACUUGUUAUUUAUUUAUUGAUUCCACAGUGUUUCUUUGUGAAAUGUGUGUCUGCUUGAAAAAAAAUCUAUUAGU
Messenger RNA from Chelmon rostratus (copperband butterflyfish), 3848 nucleotides. RefSeq names its product protein tyrosine phosphatase type IVA 2-like. NCBI's taxonomy places the organism in Eukaryota, Metazoa, Chordata, Actinopteri, Chaetodontiformes, Chaetodontidae. The record is from RefSeq and is a predicted model, not a curated record. Gene Ontology annotation, molecular function: protein tyrosine phosphatase activity. Gene Ontology annotation, biological process: protein dephosphorylation. Bases 1004 to 1510 code for a protein of 168 amino acids. The transcript has 8 exons. Gene Ontology annotation, cellular component: nucleus.